UUUAGUCAAGUAAAGUGAAAUCAACUCAUUCCUCAUUCUGCUGGGGAACCUCUUCAAGCCCCCCCCCUCAGGACUCCUGGACCCCACUCUGGAAACCAGCGUAUUACAAACCGAUCCGGGUCGUGUAGAAGUUUUUUUUCUUGGCCUGACCAAGUUGAAAUAACGGAAAAGAAAGGCACAUGCGCAUUGGUUUGAGCUCCAUCGGAGGCGCCAUUGCUACGCAGGGACUGUAGUUCAAGUUUUCCUCGACACGCGGAAAGUCAGUUAUGUUGAGAUAGUAAAAAGACUCCAAGUCCCAGCGACUGUCGCUGCUCUUUUUCUCGUGAAGUGGGGGGAGUAGUCACAGCUGGAAGGAUAAUAAGAUGCGCAUGAAUUUACAAUCUGGAAUAUAAGAUAAGAGAAAAUAAAUGGACGGCUCGGUUAGUCUCAGAGCGCCUGAAUGUAAAACUUAUGUUGGUAUUUGUUACACCUAGACUACGACGCUGCGCUUUUGUGUGUGGCUUCCAAAAAGUGCAGGAUAAUAAACUUCAGACUGCGCUUUCCUCAUUUGAUGGAGUUACAAAGUUUCUUCAGUCCACUCACAAUGGAAAGAAAAGCGCCCUUCGCUGACUGUGAAGGCUUCCUGUGGUCAGAGUGGAUUACUGACCUCAGUAAGGAGAUGGGGCACCACUCCAGGAUAUGAAGUUUGUUGCAGUGAUUUUACUGCAGAAGUCUGCAGAUUGUUCAGAGACUUUUUCUCCAUCACCUGCCCAUCUAGUGAAUGAGUGUGUGUUGUGGGAGCUCAGGUGGGCGGAUCGGCUAUUACCCUCUUAAUUUAUGAAAAGUAAUGUCACUGUGAUAAAAACAUACAGUGCUGACUCACUACGACUGAUGAGGACCAAAGAUUCCCCCUACCAAGAGUGUAUCCACACUGCCAGCCUUCACUAAAACCUCCACUAUUCAGCAUUUCACGUUGCCAUUGGAAGAAACCCAAUGUCUGCCUCCUCUCCCCCAUCCUUACCUCGAGCCUUCCUCCACUCUCUCCAUCCGCACCACCCGUCCUUGCCGUCCAUCCCGUCCCCGUCGCCGAGCCCACCCGGACCGCUCUACAUGCGGCUGUCCAACGGCAGUCACAGCGUCCCCAGCCCCACCAACUCCCGCAGCUCUUUCCAUGGGGUGUCCUUCCUGCUGCAGAUAGGACUGACCAGAGAGACGGUGAACCUGGAGGCCAGUGACCUGUCGCUGUCCUCUGUCAAGGACCUGGUGUGCUCCAUAGUGGACCAGAAGUUCCCAGAGUGCGGCUUCUUUGGGAUGUACGACAAGAUCCUGCUGUUCCGCCAUGACUUAAAUGACGAGAACAUCCUGCAGAGGCUGACCUCGGCAGAAGACAUCCACGAAGGAGAUCUCAUUGAGGUGGUGCUGUCUGCUCAAGCCACAGUUGAAGACUUCCAGAUCCGACCCCAUGCCCUUUAUGUCCACUCCUACAAGGCCCCCACCUUCUGCGACUACUGUGGGGAGAUGCUAUGGGGUCUCGUCCGGCAAGGGCUCAAAUGUGAAGGAUGUGGGCUAAACUACCACAAGCGCUGCGCCUUUAAGAUCCCAAAUAACUGUACUGGUGUCAGGAAGAGGCGAUUGUCCAAUGUCUCACUGCCUGGACCCUCCCUCUCUGUCCCCCGACCAGCACCUGCCGAAAAUGCCGUGGUUGUCCUGGAUGAGCAGAGGUCCCAUCAGGAGGCAGGGAAGCGGAUCCUGUCCUGGAGCGGCAGGCCUAUCUGGAUGGAGAAGAUGGUGCUGGGACGGGUUAAGGUGCCACACACCUUUGCCAUUCACACCUACACUCGUCCUACUAUCUGCCAGUACUGCAAGCGUCUGCUCAAGGGUCUCUUUCGCCAGGGCAUGCAGUGUAAAGAUUGCAGAUUCAACUGCCAUAAGCGAUGUGCUUCAAAGGUACCUAGAGACUGUUUGGGGGAGGUGGAUUUCAAUGGAGAACCAGCCAGCCCUGGCCCAGACUCUGACACUACCAUGGAUACUAUGGAGGUGGACAGUGGCGAUAUGGAUGGCGGCAGAGGACUGGACGACCCAGAAGAACCCUCCACCCCAGAUGAGAGGAUGUUCGACAUGGAUUCUCCCUUCUUGGAUAGAGAGAAGGAUGAGGAGCCCAUCAAGACUAUUAGCCCUUCUACUAGCAGCAACAUCCCUCUGAUGCGGGUGGUCCAGUCCAUCAAACACACCAAGAGGCGAAGCUCCACUGUGGUGAAGGAGGGCUGGAUGGUUCAUUAUACGAGCAGGGACAACCUGCGGAAGAGACAUUACUGGAGGUUGGACAGCAAGAGUCUGAGUCUCUUCCAGAACGACACCGGGGCCAAGUUCUACAAAGAAAUCCCUCUGUCCGAGAUCCUCCAGGUGGAGCAGUCCAGAGACUACAGUAAUCUGGCCCAGGGCAGCAAUCCACACUGCUUUGAGAUCAUCACAGCCACCAUGGUCUACUAUGUAGGGGAGAACAACUGCAGUCACUACCACAGCCCCGCUUUGGCAGCCUCAGGAGUCGGCAUGGAGGUGGCUCAGGGCUGGGAGAAGGCCAUCAGACAGGCCCUGAUGCCCGUCACCCCUCAGCCCAGUGUGGCUAGCGCUGCUGGCCAGGGCAAAGAUCAUAAAGAGCUGUCCAUCAGCAUAUCUGUGUCCAACUGCCAGAUCCAGGAGAACGUGGAUAUUGCCUCAGUGUACCAAAUUUUCUCUGAUGAGGUGCUGGGAUCAGGCCAGUUUGGCAUCGUGUAUGGAGGCAAACACAGAAAGAGUGGCAGAGAUGUGGCCAUCAAGGUUAUUGACAAGAUGAGAUUUCCUACCAAGCAGGAGAGCCAGCUAAGGAAUGAGGUGGCCAUAUUACAGAAUCUGCAUCACCCAGGUAUCGUCAACUUGGAGUGUAUGUUUGAGACACCAGAGCGGGUGUUUGUUGUUAUGGAGAAGCUGCAUGGCGACAUGCUGGAGAUGAUUCUGUCCAGCGAGAAGAGCAAACUGCCUGAACGAAUCACCAAGUUCCUAGUCACACAGAUCCUGGUGGCCUUGAGACAUCUGCACUUCAAAAAUAUUGUUCACUGUGACUUGAAGCCCGAGAAUGUACUACUGGCCUCUGCAGAGCCCUUUCCUCAGGUAAAGCUGUGUGACUUUGGUUUUGCCCGUAUCAUUGGCGAGAAGUCGUUCCGGCGGUCUGUAGUGGGCACUCCGGCUUAUCUGGCUCCAGAGGUGCUGCGCAGUAAAGGCUACAACCGCUCUUUAGACAUGUGGUCAGUGGGAGUCAUCGUGUACGUCAGCUUGAGCGGGACAUUCCCUUUUAAUGAGGACGAGGACAUUAAUGACCAGAUCCAGAAUGCUGCCUUCAUGUACCCACCUACGCCCUGGAAGGACAUCUCUACAGAGGCCACAGAUCUGAUCAACAAUCUUCUCCAAGUCAAGAUGAGGAAGAGGUACAGCGUGGACAAGUGUCUUAGCCAUCCCUGGUUACAGGACUAUCAGACAUGGCUGGACCUCAGGGAGUUUGAGACGCGGCGAGGUGAGCGCUACAUCACCCACGAGAGCGACGACGCACGCUGGGAGGAGUACGCAGACGAGCACAGUCUUGUUUACCCCAAACACUUCAUCAUGGCUCCCAACCUGGACGACAUGGAAGAGGGCCCCUAGUGGCACAGGGGACUUACUACACCGCAUGUAUUAAGGACAAGGAUUGUCACAGAAACUUUUUUCAUGAAGCUUUGGGAGUGGCAGAUUUUCCCUCCAGCACUAUUUGUUGUGGAAACAGAGGGAAGCCCAUCAGGUGGAGAAUGACUCUCCGGAGGCUUUAAAAGUGGGGGAAAACCCGACAGAAUUUGUAGCAUGAAGCACUGCUACAAGCAGCGUGCAGGUGGAGAUGCGUGCCACAGAAACGCAUUAAGAAACUGUCAGGAGAGAAGAGAGUUCGUCUUCUUUUUGCACGAUAUCAAAACAUUCCAUGGAUUUGCUCAAGUUUGGUUCAUUUUUAAGAACAGUCACAAACCAAAAUAUGCAAAGUGAACGAACGUAAUAGUUUAGUUAUUGUACACACAGUUUUGGAUAGCUUUGAGUAAUAAUAUGACUCUGUUCUUUAUGUGAAAGAGAGAUCAGAGAGAGAGCUUACGCCAGGAGUAAAGGGCACUUUUCACAAGGGAUUUACAGUGUGAGAAUUUAAAACACGAGUUUUGUUCUCAUAUCCGAACUGUUUGUGAGACUGUCCUUUGGCAUGAAACUGGAACUAUCACAUAUAUUUGUAUGUCUUUUAAUGUAUUUCAUAAUUGUGGUAGAUUUUUGUACUAUAUUACCAUUGAACAUAGCAAUUGAAUAGAAGCACUAUUCGCUGCUACAGAGUGUGUCCAGUCUAGGUGCAAAGUUUUAACCAGUGAUAAUCAGCAGUAAGUUUAUGCAACUCACACAGUAUUUACUGCUUCGUCAACAUUGAUUGUAACAAACCUCAACAGUAUGAGUAUACAAUGGCGUAUUAGGGCCAUUGUAGUAAAAAAAAAAAAAGUACAAAGCCGGGGGAGGGUGGUAAUAUUCCGAGAGUUUAAAGCCAGAAAUUUACAAGAAGAAAACUCGGAUAUUCUCUGAGAUUAUUAAGUCACAAAUUUACGAGAAAAAAACUUGAAAAUAGUGUUUUCCUAGUUUUUUUCAGUCAUUAAUAAUACAAGACAAGAGUCAGUGCAGACAUAAGAGAAGCGAUGGAGCUUUCAGACAGUUAUGAGGGACUGCAACAAAGCCACUUGAAGGCAUGUGUCACAUCUUAGUCAUUUAUAAAUGUCUGCAGUUCUUCCCCAAUUUUUUAUGCUUUUUGUUUUUGAAUAGAAAGAAGUAUCUCAUAAUACUGGUUGGUGAAAGUAGUUUAGAUAUGACUGCUGUUGUUAUUAACAUCUGCAUAGUGCAGAGCCUUUAAUAAUAACACAAGCACAUCUGAAAAAGUUUUUUUCUCGGAAAUGUAUGGCUUUAAUCUCGGAAAUUCUGAGUUUUUUCUCGGAAUAUUACUCCCUUCCCCCUGCUCUGAAUGUUUUUUUUUCCUCCAAUGGCCCUAAUACUCUGUCGUAUGAGUACGAUCUGUUAGUGGCAGCUAAUAUUGUGCAAGUUUUAUCAACUUUCCUCCUGAAGAAAGUGACCAACAGACCCUGACCAAACAUGUUAACAAAAACUAUUUCAGUGUUUCCAAACCUUUCCAAAAUUAACAUUGUGAAUGUGUUCAGCGCUACAAGACCAUAACCCUGAACUGUCAGUAAAUGCAAUAAUGGAGCCAUUUUUUUCUGUUCAACAUGAGGCUAAAACAGCAUGGACUCUAUGUUAGCAUCAUGUUUCUGUGUAUCUUUUUCUGUACUUUCAUGUUUUUGAUGCUCUUUAGGUAUCUGAAGGUAUCUGAAUUGCCAGAGGCGGCCAACCUAGGUUUUACAUAGAACAAAAUACUGAUGUCAGUUUAUUUGUUUAUUAUGUUUGGACCAUUUCAACAGCCCUUUUGUCUAGACAGUGGACAGAAUAGAAACUAGGUAUAAUUACAAUUUGGUUCACAUGGGAGUUUAUAGUGCUACAGUUUUGUAGUUUACUCUAUUGGUGUGUUUUGGGAGUACGUUCCUGUUUCCUGUUAUCCCUUUCCUGUCUUUGUUGCCGCUGGAUUGGCAGGUGUCAGUGUUUUGUAUAUUUCAGUACAUACCAAUGGAAUAAAAAACCCAACUUCUUAA
Siniperca chuatsi (mandarin fish) is the source of this 5702-nucleotide messenger RNA. RefSeq names its product protein kinase D3 (gene prkd3). The record is from RefSeq and is a predicted model, not a curated record. Gene Ontology annotation, biological process: protein phosphorylation. Gene Ontology annotation, molecular function: ATP binding; protein serine/threonine kinase activity. NCBI's taxonomy places the organism in Eukaryota, Metazoa, Chordata, Actinopteri, Centrarchiformes, Sinipercidae. Bases 973 to 3654 code for a protein of 893 amino acids. The transcript has 19 exons.